Molecule: messenger RNA, 1551 nt
Organism: Priceomyces carsonii
Lineage: Eukaryota; Fungi; Ascomycota; Pichiomycetes; Serinales; Debaryomycetaceae
Exons: 1
Coding region: 1-1551 (516 amino acids)
Biological process (GO): amino acid transmembrane transport
Cellular component (GO): membrane
Molecular function (GO): amino acid transmembrane transporter activity
Source: RefSeq, a predicted model, not a curated record
AUGGAUUAUCAUAAAGAGAAACAAAUUGGAGAUGAAGACGAUCAAAUCAUCUUGCAUGAUGGAGUAAGUGAAGACAGAAUAAGCGAAGAUGGUGACAAUAGUAGUGAAAUAUUCUUGUCCAGAGACUUUAAAAGUAGACAUGUAUCAAUGUUCUCGGUAGCUAGUGCCAUAGGAACAGGUUUGAUUAUUGGAAGCGGUACAGGUUUAAAACGGGGAGGACCAGCGAGUCUCUUUCUAGGAUACCUGUUUACUGGCAGCUUGCUCGUGGGCGUAAUAUUUAGCCUUGGUGAGAUGGCUAGCUUCUGUCCCAUGGACAAAGGAUUCAGUGGAUACUGUACGAAAUAUGUGGAUCCUGCUUUAGGCUUUGCUGCCGGCUGGAAUUACUUCCUUAAAUAUGCAAUUGUUUUCUCCUCCAAUUUAACAGCAGCCGGACUUAUAAUCCAGUAUUGGUUACCUAAUCUCAAUGUAGCGGUCUGGGUUAGUGUAUUUUACGUGAUUAUUGUUGCAAUAAAUUACUUGGGAUCAAAAUAUUAUGGUGAAUUAGAGUUUUGGUUCGCCGUAACAAAAUUACUAAUUCUUGUCAUGAUUUUUAUAAUAUGCAUUGUUAUAUCAAGUGGAGGUGGUCCCACUCAUGAGACCAUUGGUUUUCGAUAUUGGAGAGAAACACCUUUUUUAGAAUAUUUGGUAUCUGGCAGUAAGGGGAGGUUUUUAGGUUUUUUUGCUUGCGUUUGUCAGCUGGUCUUUGCGGUCAUUGGGAGCGAAACGAUUGGAAUAGUGUUUGGUGAAGCCAAAGAUCCUAAAAACACAAUUCCUCGAGCUUCAAAACAGAUACUAAUAAGAAUUGGAUUCGUAUAUAUUCUCGGUGUAUUCUUAUUGGGUAUAUCUGUUUCCCCAAACAAUCCGCAAUUAGUAAGUGCUCUGGGAACUAACGCUGAUGCGUCUCCUUUUGUGAUUGCUAUAAAAGUUUCCGGAAUAAAGGUACUUCCAUCGUUUAUAAAUGCUUGCUUGUUGAUGUUUGUUCUUAGUACAGGGAUAUCAGACUUAUAUAUUUGCUCACGUCAACUCUAUGGCCUAGCGAAAGAUGGUGCAGCCCCGAAGAUUUUCUUGAAAAUGAACAAGUUUAACAUUCCUUUCAUAGGUUGCCUUUUCGCUGCCAUAUUCGGUGUACUUGCAUAUAUGAACGUCAAAGAGUCUUCCGCAGAAUCAUUUGGAUAUAUCACAUCGACUGUGUCUGUCUUUGGAAUCUUAAAUUGGGCUUAUAUUUUGAUUUCAUAUAUCGGAUUCCAUCGAGCAGUAACUUCGCAAGAUGUACCGAGUGCAAAAAUUCCUUUCAAGAUGUGGUUCCAACCUUAUUCAGCAUAUGUGACACUAUUUUUCGUGCUAGUUAUUACUUUUUUCUUCGGAUAUGGUGCAUUUGUACCUAAAUUUGAUUACAAGAUUUUUAUAACUAGUUACAUUGGUGUGUUUGUUAAUAUCGCAUUAUAUGCUUUUUUCAAGCUUUGGUUCAAAACAAAGCUUGUCAACCCAUACACGGUAGAUUUGAGAAGGUAA